AUGGGUCCCUCUGGCAUUCCAUCUGAAGAGACAACUCUUAUGGCUCUGCGGUCACUUGCACAGAUUGACGUGAGGCCACUGCCAGACGCAGGAGAACGCCGCUCCGAAGAGGCUGCCGCCGAGACUCGCAGACCGGCCUCGCAACUUCUGGGACUGGAAGGCAUGAACCUGAAAUCUGGGGAGACGGCCCGCCCCCAGAACACCCCUUCACAACGGGCCCAGGACGUGAUCGACAAGGUUUCGGAGGCCGCAUACACAAUCGUUACCCAACCGGCAGUUGUCCUCACCGGGAAAAUCCUCGAAGAGUAUGUCCGGCUUCAAGCACGUCUUGGUAGGCCAGAGAGCUUGCCGCAGGUCCUCGAUCUAUAUGCGAGCAAGCCCACGCCAAAGCUGGUGUCGGGGACCAUCAAGUACGUCGAGCGCAACCCCAACAAGGCAGAUAGCGCUGUUGAUCCCGCCAUCGCCGAGGCAGCCUUGGAUGCCGCCAUCGAGGCCAAGGAUCUGCCCGCCGCAAUCGGCAUCCUGGAAAACACCUACUCGGCACGGGCGUUUCUGCGGUCCAAGCUCAUCAAAAAGGCAUUGCUCCCAGGCUUCGCCGUUGCUGGUACCCCCGUGGCUAUUUACUACAUUGCAACCGAGCUGGCGCAGCUGCAGCACGCCCUCCAACCCCAUAUUGCCACUGGUUUCGCCUUUGCGGGCGCCCUAUGCUACGUGGGCUUCACGGCCACCAUCGGCAUGGUGGCUCAUUUCACGGCCAACGAUCAGAUGAAGCGGGUGACCUGGGCAUCCGGCACCCCGCUUCGCCAUCGCUGGCUUUACGAGGAGGAGCGCGCCGCCCUCGACAAGAUCGCCUGCUCUUUUGGUUUCUCGGAGGAGCAUCGGUACGGCGAAGAGGAGGGGGAAGAGUUCCUGUGGCUCCGAGAAUAUAUACUGAGCAGGUCCAUGAUCCUCGAUGCCGUUGAUCUCAUGCCGGGCAUGAACUAA
Parathielavia appendiculata is the source of this 984-nucleotide messenger RNA. RefSeq lists its product as uncharacterized. The transcript has a single exon. Bases 1 to 984 code for a protein of 327 amino acids. Lineage: Eukaryota; Fungi; Ascomycota; Sordariomycetes; Sordariales; Chaetomiaceae. The record is from RefSeq and is a predicted model, not a curated record.